AGUUCAAUAUCCCUUUUCUUCAAGCAAACAACUACCUCGUUCCAUCUGUCACAAACGCGAGUGCUCGCGUCACUCUCUACUGGUGGCCAAAUUCGCGCGUGAUGCUAUCAGUCAUCAACGUGGGAAAACAGCUAGACAAGCUCGUUUGGAAACGACGGCCUCUGACAGACCACGGUAACAAGGUCUACAGUGUUACAGCCAAGAAUCGUCUACAACUCCAGCUAUGGUUGAAUGACACCGUUUCAACGAGCAACGAAUUUUGGUAUCGAUAUGGUAGACGACCAAAGAGCCAACUGGUUAGAAUUCAACCUGGAGGUAAGACCAGAGUAUAGACAGCUGGUUGCUCGACACCACAAUCAAUCUGGUUGAUGCUUAGCGCCUCCGAGAAUUGGUUAUUGGUCGACAGAAUGCAGCAACAACAGGAAUACAAACGUUCGAAAAAUAUGUUUCAAUGUAACAGGUAGUCCAACCCCAUCCUUCACUGCAAUCGAUGAGGAGAAGAUAGUCUGGAUGGCAGCAUCGAAUGGCAACAUUUGCUUGCCCAUCAAUUGCUGUCACACUGUGACAGCGACGUCGUCUAAUUGCUUUGGCACGGACGAGAUUUCCAUUACAGGUAAAGACCACGGUAAAUGUAUUCGAACACACGCUGUCAGAUCUUUCUCUACAGCUGAGAGGCGAGGUGAAAAUUGUUCGUUGCUGCCUACCGUGAUCUCUGCCACACUUGGCAAUGACAUCACCAAUAGUACAAGGAGAGAGACGACGACAGAGUACGUAAAAUUUUUCUCGACCGUCAAAAGAGAUUCGAAUCUGCCAACAACUAUGGCUCAAACGUUUCCAAUUGCAACAAGCCCAAACAAAGACACUGAUUUCAUGUUAUGGAUUGUUUUGGCCUCAGCUAUGGUUUCAUUGCUUGCGCUAGUGACUGUGGUAAUGGUGAUAGUUACAGCUAAAAAGAAGAUAAAAGCUUUAAGAAAUUCGAGAAGACCACCACAUAUCUAUGACGAAAUCCAUACCCAUGAAGUAAACAGGAAUAGAGAAGAGCCUGCCAAGAAUGCCUAUCAAGUAAAUCCUUACAUGACAACACCAGGACAUGUCAUAAUGGAUCGCCUCAAUAAUGAAGAGAAUCCCUAUUUGCAUCCACUACAGUCAACAAGAGAAGAUGACAAUAACAGAGAAGAAAAUAAUACAGCAAACGGCAAAACACAUAAGGUGGUGGCUAUUGAUCCUGAAAGAAGCCAGUCUCCAGAGUCAAAUAGGUUGUCAACUUAUGUCUAAUGAACUGAAACUCUGGUGUAAAUUGAGUAAAUAGAUUGGUCAGUGCUUGAACUGAUAAAGUAAGAUGUUUGUCAAUACUAACGUAAAGUUUGUUGGCAUCAUCUUCUAAAUGCUUAUUGAAUAAAACCUGCCUAA
Messenger RNA from Corticium candelabrum, 1410 nucleotides. RefSeq lists its product as uncharacterized. The record is from RefSeq and is a predicted model, not a curated record. The coding region runs from base 511 to 1275 and encodes 254 amino acids. NCBI's taxonomy places the organism in Eukaryota, Metazoa, Porifera, Homoscleromorpha, Homosclerophorida, Plakinidae. The transcript is spliced from 5 exons.